AGAUUAUACAACGAAUUCUGCCGUGCCAUCAGCAUUAGUACGGCAUUGUUCGGUACAUUGUAAUGUGCCAAGGUAUUCAAUCGCUUCCAACCAUUUGGUUCCACGCGUGAUGUCGCAUCGAUAUCCUGCAACACUAUGCGACCAUUGAUACCCGCUCGCCAUUCCAAAUCCAAAUCAUUUGCAUUUGGUCGAUCCGAAUACGGUACAGUACGGUACUUAGCGUCGAGGCAUUUCUCCUUCACCUACAAGACAAAGAAAUAUACAUAAUAAACAUAUAA
This is a messenger RNA of Haemonchus placei, 278 nucleotides long. NCBI's taxonomy places the organism in Eukaryota, Metazoa, Nematoda, Chromadorea, Rhabditida, Trichostrongylidae. The record is from the annotation of a GenBank genome assembly.